CGGUCUACCUCUGGGCUGCACCCACUACGACCUGCUGGUCGGGAGGCAUCGAGUCCCAGAGUUCAUUCCAGAGCGUUCAAACCUCAGUUAGUCACAACUCGCGCGUAAAGCAUGCCCCUUUCGGUUUAACGCGUGUUAUCGAUGUUUGUCAAACAGUGACCAAGACAAUUAGUGGUAAUAGACGAAAUCCUGGACGGGAAUUUGGCCGGUUUCGUUGAACGGUUUUGCGAUUUAUUUCUGCCGGAAUUCUACGUUGUUAAAAAAUGGUUCAUAUGCAUGUAACUCAGACGAGCUCUCCGAACAUCAGCACAGUCAUCGUGGAAGUCGAUGGCGGUAUACGAAAUCCAGCCUGUCAAGAUGACCUUCAUGACAAUUGUUAUUCGGAAAGGCAAGACUGCCAAUCGAUCAGCAGACCUACCACUAAUAAAUCUACGGAACUAUUGACGAUCCAAAGCAUCGAGAGGUUGGACGACACAGGUGUCGUCGGCAACACCGUGGAUCCAACGGGGACAAGUUCGGGGUCCAAGGGUGCCCGCGAGAAGAUCAUGAAUGCUUGUCGAAGUCUUUGGAACUGGCGACUACUAAUCGACAUCCUAAUCGUCGUAACAGUGUUCGUCUUCAUCGGUGUCGUUGAAUUUGGAAUUUUCCCCCAACAGCAGAUUGGUUUUUACUGUAAUGAUCCAGGGCUCUCUUUUAAAUUCACUGGGGAUACUAUCUCUUACUCCGUUCUUCUGGGAUGCAGUGUUAUUUUGCCAUUGAUAGUGAUGUGGUUAGCUGAAUGGUCCUGCUAUAAACCAGACAGCUAUAAGAGCUUGAGGCCAGGAUGCGUUGGAACCAGAGGAAAACAGAUAUGGACGUGGUAUGGACAUUACGCAACAGCAUGUGUCACCAUAACAUGCGUACUUCAGUUAGUCAAAACUCUUGUCGGUGCACCAAGGCCCCACUUCUUUGAUACGUGUAAACCACGCGAAAUGUACAAUUGCACAGAAACGUAUGUUCAAUAUUACACAUGCACUAAUACAGAAACCAGUACCUGGGUUGUAUCCGAUGCAAGCAAAUCUUUUCCGUCCGGACACUCAAUUCUGUCUACGUAUACCUCGGUUUACAUAAUUUGGUACCUCCAAAAACGUCUUCCCAAUCGAGCGUUAACCACUCUGUUCAAACCCUGGAUGCAGUGCUUGGUUCUUUGCUGGGGCAUCGUCUGCUGUAUGACUAGAUUAAGCGAUCACAGACAUCACUGGUGGGAUGUCCUUGCUGGAAUUAUUAUGGGAAUUGCUGCUGGUUUUUACUGCGUCAAAGUGAAUUGCAAGGAAUUUGUUCUUAAAGACGAUAGCUCUGAUUGGGCUCGUGGUGAGUCUGUUGAAAAUGGGCACCAUGGUUAUGACAAUAGACGGCAUCAGAGCGUUAGAAAACUAUUAAGUAACACCAGCGUAGAAAAUCGAGAAAUGGGUGACGUCGUCACACCUAGCUGGAAAGAAUGAAUUGACUUUCUCUCGAUGAAAUUGAGAGAUAGUUGUGAUUACCGAAAUUAUUGUUAUCGUUGUUAAAUGUGUGUAAAUGGUUGAAUGCGUGUAUUUAGUAAACUAUACGGCCUAUACCCUCACUUUAAUAUUUUAUGAUGAGAAACAAAGGAACAGUUGUGUGUCUGCACGUUGUAAAGCCCGCCUAAAUUUUAUAGAAUGUACACUUCAUUCUUGUGAAUAUUUUUACUUUUCCGUACAUAUGUGUAUAAGUUUGGACAGGUAUAUGUGGGCCAAUUACGUGCGAUAGAAUAUUGAUUUGAAAUAACUCACUUGGUUUUCAUUACCGGACCUCGAAUCAUCCAAGUCGAAUUGAGUAAAAUAACUCAUAUGUAUCCGCAAGAAAUCAAUUGUUAUUCUGUACUAGUUAAAAAAAUGCAUCACACAGGUCGAAUAAUUUGUAUAUACUUGUAAAGAUUAAUGUUACGAAAUAAUUUAUAUUAGAAUGUAAUGUUAUUUAAAUAAUAAAUAUUUUGGUGACCAGUAUUUUAAUACUUAGGACAGUGGUGUACCACCUCAUGAUAUCGUGUUAUAUAGUCCAAAAAAUAUGACUAUAGAUUUUAUUGAAUUGUACAUAUCAUACGGUAUAUAUACCUAUAUAUAUACACAUAUCAAAUAUAUAAUUGAAGUAA
Molecule: messenger RNA, 2152 nt
Organism: Neodiprion virginianus
Lineage: Eukaryota; Metazoa; Arthropoda; Insecta; Hymenoptera; Diprionidae
Product: phospholipid phosphatase 1-like
Exons: 7
Coding region: 264-1481 (405 amino acids)
Biological process (GO): signal transduction; phospholipid metabolic process; phospholipid dephosphorylation
Molecular function (GO): phosphatidate phosphatase activity
Source: RefSeq, a predicted model, not a curated record